CUCACAAGUUAUUAUUAGCUUUCCCUAUUUCUCACUGCAUUAAAGAAGGGGAAAGGCAAAACAAAAAUCUAGCUUGAGAUCUAGCAGUUAUGGGGAGAGCUCCUUGCUGUGAUAAAGCAAAUGUCAAGAAAGGGCCAUGGUCACCUGAAGAAGAUGCCAAGCUGAAGGACUUCAUCCACAAGUUUGGCACUGGUGGAAACUGGAUAGCUCUCCCUCAUAAAGCUGGGUUAAAGAGGUGUGGAAAGAGCUGCAGAUUGAGAUGGUUAAACUAUCUUAGACCAAACAUAAAGCAUGGUGAAUUCUCUGAUGAAGAAGAUAGAAUCAUUUGCUCCAUUUAUGCUACCAUUGGAAGCAGGUAUAUUGUAUGUGUCUAUAUAUGUGUGUAGAUCUAUCUUUGGACUGGAUAGAUCUAUGGGUACUUGCUUAGCUUCCAUUCUCCCUGUGUUUCCACUAUAAAAGGAAAGAAGCCAAGAAAGAGAAUCUUUUUUUCCAUGUCAAUAGUAAAACAUUGGUGAAGUAUAUUCUUCCUUAGCUUAUGAAUCUAAGUUAUUUUGCAAUGGAAGCAUUUAACAGUCUAGUAGCUUAGCUUCCUGUAUUCAUUUAAUCAUUUUAUAAAAAACACACAUUUUAUAAAUACAAUCUUUUCGGAACUUUUAACAGGAAGUUAAAACCCCAUAUUUUAGUAUAGUCUUGAUAUGGAUAAACUUAGGAAAUAAUUAAAAAUGUGAAUGGCAUGCUGCAGGUGGUCAGUAAUAGCUGCUCAAUUACCAGGAAGGACAGAUAAUGAUAUCAAGAACUACUGGAACACCAAACUCAAGAAGAAACUCAUCAAUGUUAUGCUCAGUAAUAAUAACACAAAUAAUAACCAAGCUUCUUCAAAUCAGCCGAAAUCAACAAGAUCUUCAUCUUCACUACUCUUUCAGUCCUCUUCUUCAACUACACCUGCUUCUCUUCAAGCACCCUCAGACGCCCAAGAACUGUCCUUUUACACAAAUACCCCUCCAAACAGUUCAUUUUCUGGCUUUGCAGAUCAACCCUUUUCUUACAGCCAUGACCAUCAGGGUUUCGUUAAUCUCACUCACUUUGGUAGUGAACUUAACAGUAGUGAUAUGAAUCUUGCCACAUAUGGGGGAACUAGUGAGGCUUGUGGUUCUUCAUCUUAUAAUGGAAGCAAACCAGAUAUCAAGCAAGAAGAAGCUGAAGGUGAUCACAACCAGCAGCAGCUACUGAACACUUGUUUUUUACAGGCCACAUAUGGGCAUUUUGGGAAUAAUAAUAGCAGCUGUGGGCUUGAAGAGGGUCAGAUUGGCCAGGGCCACAAGUUCUUGCUACAGUAUGCAGGAGCUGCUGGUGCUAGUGUUGACCACCAUCAUUAUCAACUUCCAAAUAGCGGGGGGUAUUUUGGGAAUAGUUGCAUUAGUUUUAACAAUGAUUGUCUUGAAAAUGUUAGGAAGAUAGAUUCCAGGAUAGAUGAGACUGAGAUGAUGAGGUACUAUUACCAUUACUGAGUGUACCUGUCAAUUUUAUCAUCAAGAAGAGAAGUAGAAUCACAAAGAUUUCAUAGGGUAUGGGUGGGGAUGGCAUGGCAUGGCAGCUGAGUUCCCGAUUUAUCAGAUCAGUUCUUUGGUUUAUGUGUUACUUAUGAUUAUUAUUUUAUUAUUGUGUUAUUACUAUCGUUAUUAUUGCCAUAAUUAUUACUACAAUUAUUAUGCUAUGUAUAUUAAAAUGAUGGGAUUUCAG
Molecule: messenger RNA, 1740 nt
Organism: Cuscuta europaea
Lineage: Eukaryota; Viridiplantae; Streptophyta; Magnoliopsida; Solanales; Convolvulaceae
Source: the annotation of a GenBank genome assembly